This is a messenger RNA of Aspergillus wentii DTO 134E9, 2770 nucleotides long. RefSeq names its product 1,4-alpha-glucan branching enzyme GLC3. The coding region runs from base 375 to 2441 and encodes 688 amino acids. The record is from RefSeq and is a predicted model, not a curated record. Gene Ontology annotation, cellular component: cytoplasm. Gene Ontology annotation, molecular function: cation binding; hydrolase activity, hydrolyzing O-glycosyl compounds; 1,4-alpha-glucan branching enzyme activity. The transcript has 8 exons. Gene Ontology annotation, biological process: glycogen biosynthetic process. NCBI's taxonomy places the organism in Eukaryota, Fungi, Ascomycota, Eurotiomycetes, Eurotiales, Aspergillaceae.
CACGAAUAAUUAUCUAGAAAUUAAGUCCAUCCAUCUUAUAAUAACAGGGUAAAUUUUCAAGACGGCUGGGAAGAGAAAAAGCGUUGAGGGGUGAUACUGAUGUCACAUGGGUCGCGUUGAGCUUUGGUCUCGACCCUCCCCCGCAUGUGCCUCCAGAGAAAGCAAGCGUGAGACUUGACUGUGUCUGUGUUCCACCUGCUCCGGACUUCCCCUUUUUUUCCAUUUUUUUUUUCUCUGGUCACGAAGAAGAUCUGUUCCUGGCUGUUCCUGAGUCUGUCUUUUGCUAGACCAAUAGAUUGCUUUUGCUGUGUUGCGGCGUCGCUUUCCUUGAAAUCAAGAACCAGUACUGAUCCGACUAUCGUCAUUGCUUCCUCAUGGCUUCAGAAAGCUCUCAAUCAAUACCUGCCGAUGGCACUGGUGUUAUCCAGCUUGACCCUUGGCUUGAGCCAUUCCGGGGAGCUUUGCAGCACAGAUUCAGUGUCGUGAAAGACUGGCUCAAGAUCAUUGAUGAGACUGAGGGCGGAUUGGAAAAGUUCAGCAGAGGUUACGAGAGUUUCGGCCUCAAUGUCCGUGACAAUGGCGACAUUACAUACAGAGAAUGGGCACCCAGUGCCGUCGAAGCACAUCUGGUCGGAGAUUUCAACAAAUGGGAUACCAAGGCCACCCCGAUGACCAGGAACUCAUUCGGUGUCUGGGAACUUACACUGCCUGCAAAGGACGGUGUUCCGGCAAUUCCUCAUAACAGCAAAGUCAAGAUAGUAAUGAUUACCCGUGCCGGGGAGCAAAUCUAUCGAAUCCCCGCGUGGAUCAAACGUGUCACUCAAGAUCUAAAUGUUUCCCCGGUAUACGACUCAGUAUUCUGGAACCCACCGGAAGAAGAGAAAUACAAAUUCAAGAAUUCCCGGCCCAAGAAGCCCGAAAGUCUUCGUAUUUACGAGGCGCAUGUAGGAAUCUCAUCGCCAGAGACCAAGGUUGCAACAUACAAACAGUUUACUGCGAAUAUGCUUCCCCGAAUCAAGUAUCUGGGAUAUAAUGCAAUUCAGCUGAUGGCCGUUAUGGAACAUGCCUACUACGCUAGCUUUGGCUACCAAGUCAACAACUUCUUUGCGGCGAGCAGUCGCUAUGGCACACCCGAAGAUCUGAAGGAACUCAUUGAUACCGCUCACAGCUUGGGUCUGGUUGUUCUUCUUGAUGUAGUGCACAGCCAUGCAUCAAAGAACACUCUAGACGGACUCAACAUGUUUGAUGGUUCAGACCACCUUUACUUCCACGAGGGAACAAAGGGCCGACAUGAGCUGUGGGACAGUAGACUGUUCAACUUUGGUAGCCAUGAGGUGCUGCGCUUUCUCUUGAGUAACCUACGAUUCUGGAUGGAAGAAUAUCAAUUUGAUGGCUUCCGUUUUGACGGAGUUACGAGUAUGCUCUACACUCACCAUGGAAUUGGAACAGGCUUCUCGGGUGGAUACCACGAAUACUUUGGCCCAGCAGUCGAUGAGGAGGGUGUAAUGUAUUUGACUCUUGCCAACGAAAUGCUUCACAAGCUAUACCCCGAAUGUAUAACAGUGGCCGAAGAUGUGUCCGGCAUGCCAGCACUCUGCCUGCCCUAUGCCCUGGGUGGAGUUGGUUUUGACUACCGUCUAGCCAUGGCCAUCCCAGACAUGUACAUCAAGCUUCUAAAAGAGAAGUCAGAUGAUGAAUGGGACAUUGGCAAUCUCUCUUUCACAUUGACAAACCGACGUCACGGCGAGAAGACAAUCGCCUACGCAGAAAGUCAUGACCAAGCUCUUGUGGGAGACAAAUCCCUCAUGAUGUGGCUCUGUGACAAGGAGAUGUACACAAACAUGUCUGUCCUAACGGAAUUCACUCCCAUCAUCGAACGAGGCAUGGCUCUACAUAAGAUGAUCCGACUAGUCACCCACGGCCUCGGCGGCGAGGGAUAUCUCAACUUCGAAGGCAACGAGUUCGGCCACCCCGAAUGGCUCGACUUCCCCCGUGCUGGAAAUAACAAUUCCUUCUGGUACGCUCGUCGUCAACUAAACCUAACCGAAGACAAUCUUCUCCGAUACAAAUUCCUCAAUGACUUCGACCGCAGCAUGCAGCUAACCGAAGAGAAAUACGGCUGGUUGCACUCGCCCCAGGCAUACGUCAGUCUCAAGAACGAGGCUGACAAGGUCCUCGUCUUCGAACGCGCAGGACUUCUCUGGAUAUUCAACUUCCAUCCCAGGGACAGCUUCACUGACUACCGUGUUGGUGUUGACAAAGCCGGUACUUACCGGAUUGUCUUGGACACUGACGAUAGUGAAUUUGGUGGCUUUGGUCGUAAUCUCAAAGAGACUCGCUUCUUCACGACAGACAUGUCGUGGAAUGGACGAGCUAACUAUUUGCAGGUUUAUGUUCCAACAAGGACAGCAAUAGUCUUGGCCCUAGAAGAAACACUAUAAAACCAACCUUCACCAUCCCUGCCUUACUCCACUUUCUUGUUCCCUUGAUUCUUUCUUCACCUUAAUAUUCCUAUUCGAGAAAUGCUUCAAGGAUUAUUCAUGGUUGCGUAUUCUUUUCUUGAUAUCUAUAUUUUUCUGAUUGGUCUAGAUCUAAUUGAUCUUUCUAUCAUGUUUAUUAUGAUCUUCUGUUACGUGUUCUGGCGAGUUUUAUCUAAAUCCAAUGAAUUCGACACAAUGUGCCUUUCUAUUCUAGCUCGAUUCCUUAUUAUGCGAAAUGAAAAUCCUAAAUGGUAGAAGUAUUCAAGGACAAUAUGAGAUCCACAUCCCUU